Micromonas pusilla CCMP1545 is the source of this 1687-nucleotide messenger RNA. RefSeq names its product anion exchanger family. Gene Ontology annotation, biological process: monoatomic ion homeostasis; transmembrane transport; monoatomic anion transport. Gene Ontology annotation, cellular component: plasma membrane. Lineage: Eukaryota; Viridiplantae; Chlorophyta; Mamiellophyceae; Mamiellales; Mamiellaceae. The record is from RefSeq and is a predicted model, not a curated record. Gene Ontology annotation, molecular function: solute:inorganic anion antiporter activity. The transcript is spliced from 2 exons. Bases 10 to 1611 code for a protein of 533 amino acids.
GGCGGCCUGAUGAACGACGUCAAAAACCGGUUCAUCCCGCACUACGCGUCCGACUGGACGGACGGUUUAUCCAUGAAGACGGUGUCUGCGGCGUUGCUCAUGUUUUUCGGAUGCUUAGCCCCGUGCAUCGCGUUCGGGGCGCUCACGAGCAUCGAGACGGACGGAAAGAUGGGCACCACGGAGUACAUCCUCGCGCAGGCGGUCGCGGGUAUAUUCUUCUCCCUCGUCGCCGGGCAGCCCGAGAUCGUGCUGCGAACGACCGGCCCGUCGACCGUGUUUCUCAUCGAGCUCAACGCGGUGUGCGACCGCUACGACGCGCCCUUCGCGACGACGUACGCGUGGACGGGGAUAUGGGCGUCGCUGUUCAUGGUGAUCAUCGCGCUCACGGACGCGUGCGUGCUGAUGCUUCGUAACUGCACGCGGUUCACGCAGGAGAUCUUCGGGCUGUUCGUGUCCGCGAUCUUCAUCAGCGCGGGCCUGGGCGCGUUCUUCAUGCGCGAGCUCACCGCGGACUUUGGCAUCGCGGCGGCGAUCACGAUAAGUUCCCUCGUCGCCUGGGGCAGCGACGUGAACGGGAUGGAGAUGCUCGACAUAAGCGACGACGUCGAACCCGCGGACGGUCGGAACUGGGUCGUGAACCUUUACAGCGGGCCGAGUUGGAUCCCCGCGUUCGCGAUCAUCCCCGCGUUCCUUCUCGCGCUCUUGAUGUACGUGGAGAUGAACAUAUCCUCGCUGCUCGCGAACAAGGCGGAAAACAACCUGAUCAAAGGCGCGGCGUAUCACCAAAAUUUUCUCGUCAUGGCGUUGAUCACGCUCGCGUUUUCGUUCUUCGGUCUGCCGCCGAUGACCGGGUCGCUGCCGCACUCGCCGCAGUUCAUUCGCGCGCUGUCAGACGUGGAGGAGAUCACCGUGGGUGGGCAAACGAAGACGAAAGUGCUGUGGGUCCGCGAGAACAGGAUCGCGCCGCUGCUCGUGAACGUGUUGAUAUUCCUCUCGCUCGUGAUGACGCCGUUACUUCGCGAGAUCCCCAUGGCGGUUCUGUACGGACUGUUCUUAUACUUGGGCAUCACCGGGCUCGCGACGUCGCAGUUCUGGACGCGGAUCAAGAUGAUCUUCAUGGACCCGCGUUUACUUCCUCCGACGCACUACGUGAGGAGGGUGCCGAUAAGCCGCGUGCACGCGUUUACGUUCGUGCAGCUCGCGUGCUUGGGGAUGCUCAUCGGCGUGAGAGCGUCCCCGGCGGCGUUAUUUUUCCCGCUCUUCAUCGCGAUUUUGAUGCCGCUUCGACGGUUCUUGUCGUGGAAGAACAUCCCGCUGUUCACGUCCUCGAUGUUGAGGAUGCUGGACAUGAUCGCGGAAGGAAGCAACGCGGAGGCGGCGUACACGGACGGCGACCGCGGCGCCGGCGGCCUCGGCCUGAGCGUCAGCGAUUGGGAAGCCCCGGCGAAAGGCGCCACCAGGAAUAGUUACUUGGAUCUCCGGACCGUGGGGCCGGACGUGAACGGCGCGGAGCUCGUCCCGGGGUCGCCGCUCAAGGAGAAUGGGGACGUCGUCGUGGGCGCGAAGGACGUCGACGUGAAGGUGAACGGCGACGAGAACGGCGCGACGUAGAGUUCGAGCGAGCGAACAGAACGGGACGCGUCAGAAGCACAGUAGACUCACAUGUAUCAUCAAAUCCCGUCGAAGG